AUGUCUGAUAUCUACGAAAUAAUUAAUAACCUUGGUCUAGAUGAAGCAGAAGCAAACAAACUCAAAAUUUACCUAAUUACAAAUCACGAAAUAAGAAAAGAAUUAAAUUCAGCACUUGCAGUUUCGUGCGAAACAGAAGAAUCUAAAAGGAAUCUUUUGAAAGAUUUUCUUCGUAAUAUUUCUGCUGAACAUCAAGUCUCUUCCCAAGAAGAAAUGAACGAGAUUAAGAAGAAGGUUCGAUUUCUUGAGGUUGAGCUCCAUAAAACCAAAUAUACCAUUCCAGUUUCGCACGAAGUAGGAAAAAAUGUCUUAGACACAGCAAGCAUUUCCCCUAACGAAAUCCUUUCUUACCUCACAAGUGAAACACCAAUAUCGAUCGAAAGUUUAGAUUUAUCACUUUUACAACAGCAUUGCGAUAGCGAAAGUAAAGUGCAGAAGAAAUUUAUGGAGUUUUUCGACUCCUUAAAAGAACAAACUCGAUACA
Messenger RNA from Funneliformis caledonium, 484 nucleotides. Lineage: Eukaryota; Fungi; Glomeromycota; Glomeromycetes; Glomerales; Glomeraceae. The record is from the annotation of a GenBank genome assembly.